AGGCUCCGCCCCCACUCCGCGCGCCCUGCGUCAUCCGCUCCUUGCCCCGCCCAGGAGGACCGUCUGGCCGAGGGGAGGAGGGAGCCUCGCGGGCUGUUCAUGGUCGGAGGGGAGGCCGGUCACUGGCCUGGCUGGGUCUGAAGCGGGGAGGGCCGGUUGCCCUCUGGGUGCCCCCUUCUGCCCCUGGGGAGGGGGCUGGGCUCCCCCUGAAGGGUCUCUGCCGCUCCUCCAGGAAGAGAUGUCCGGAGAGACAGUGGUGAGCACCGCCGUGCCAGCAGCCACCACCCGCACCACCUCCUUCAAAAGCGGCAGUCCCAGCUCCAAGUAUGUGAAGCUGAACAUCGGAGGGGCCUUGUACUACACCACCAUGCAGACGCUGACCAAGCAGGACACCAUGCUGAAGGCCAUGUUCAGCGGCCGGAUGGAGGUCCUCACGGACAGCGAAGGCUGGAUUUUGAUAGACAGGUGUGGCAAACAUUUUGGAACCAUUUUAAACUACCUGCGCGAUGGCGCCGUGCCCCUCCCGGAGAGCCGGCGAGAGAUUGAGGAGCUGCUGGCCGAGGCCAAGUACUACCUGGUGCAAGGCUUGGUGGAUGAGUGCCAGGUAGCCCUUCAGAACAAAGAUGUCUAUGAGGCUUUUUGCAAAGUGCCCAUCAUCACGUCCUCCAAGGAAGAGCAGAAACUCAUAGCCACGUCCAACAAGCCAGCAGUAAAAUUGCUCUACAACCGAAGCAAUAACAAAUAUUCCUACACCAGCAAUUCGGACGACAACAUGCUGAAGAACAUUGAGCUGUUCGACAAACUCUCCCUGCGCUUCAAUGGGCGGGUCCUUUUCAUCAAAGAUGUGCUGGGAGACGAGAUUUGCUGCUGGUCGUUUUACGGCCAAGGACGCAAGAUUGCGGAAGUGUGCUGCACUUCGAUUGUGUACGCCACCGAGAAGAAGCAGACCAAAGUUGAAUUCCCAGAAGCCCGAAUCUAUGAGGAAACCUUGAACAUCCUGCUCUAUGAAGCCCAGGACGGCCGGGGUCCCGACAAUGCGCUGCUGGAGGCCACCGGGGGGGCGGCCGGGCGCUCCCACCACCUGGAGGAGGACGAGGAGCGAGAGCGCAUCGAGAGGGUCCGCCGGAUCCACAUCAAGCGCCCCGACGACCGCACUCACAUGCACCAGUGAGGGGCUGCGUCGGGCCAGCCCUCUCCCUCUGACUCAGCCGGCCUCCGGCUUGCUGCCUGGACUGUCCUUUUCUACCUAGAGUAUUUUCGGUAUUCAACAAUGCAGCGUGUGGCACCCAAACGGAUUGUCCCCCCGGUGACUGAGUUCGGGGUGCAGAUCCCGGCCUUUGCAGCACUUCUGAAUUCAGCCUGUUUCGGGUAGCCUCCGUUUGGCUUCAGCCUCUCAGUCGAGUGGGCUCCUCCAGGGGAGGUUCCUGGAUGAGCCUUCAUCCCCAGGGAGAAAAGCUGUGGCUAAGCCCCCUGGCCACCCAAGGAGGGGAGCCUGCCAGGGGAGGUGUUCCCUCUCCUGUUGCAGGAGGGCAAACGGGUGGGAACGUCCCGUUUCCUUCACUUUCCUCCCCAAGGAUGCUGGUUCCCAUCUUGCCUUCUGGGAGAUGUUGCAAAGCGUGCCUGUGGCCCCCUCCCCACUCGCCAGCCCCAUCUUCUGACCCAAGACCAAAGGCUUCAUCUUCCCAGCAAUGACCUUCUUGCCGUGUCUGUGUGUGACUCCGUCUCCUUCAUUCAGAGGCCGAUAUUCUGGGACCAGCAGGCUCAGCCCGGCUGUACCGUCGUAAAUUAGAAGCCGUAGAACGCAAGUCCCCAGCAGUGAGACCCCUUAGGCGUCUGCUCUCGGCCCCUUGGGAGUCCAGAAGAGGCACUAGAGCACCUUGGAUUGGAAACGGGGCCCAAGAAGGGAGAACAGCUGGCCGUUUCUGCCCGGGGCUUCCAUACCGUGUGCCAUUCCCACCCUCCCAUCCCGAAGCCCCCAUGUAGAUGAGAAGCACCUGGCUGGCGGGAAUCUACAGAAUCAAUCUUGCUGCAGCAGGUGGGGCGAGAAGGCCUUUUGUCCCUUCCUUCUUGAAUCGAUUUCCGUUGCAUCUCUCCAAUCCUUUAUUCCGUGGCAGAAAUCUUAUUUGUAAUUUAAGGAGCAGGAAAUCCAAAGAUUUUAAGUUUUGACUGGAGAUCGGCCGAGUUAAGAUGUUCCAAAAAGGCUGCAAACCAAAGUCCAGAAUUGGCUUAUUCCCGUCUCCAUUUAAGGAAAAAAAAAAAGAUUUGUCAGCUUUAUUUUGUGUGUUUCAAAGUCUAGGGAGGCAAAUCUGAGUAGCCCAAAAGCAACUCUUGAAAGAUGCUGCAAACCAAAAUGGCUGUGCUACUGUAUGUUAGUCGUUCAGUGGAUCCUUGGCUGCCUAUUAACGGCCUCCCUGAAAUAUUUAUUUUUCCAGAGUUGCACGGGAUUCUCUUCCUGAGCUGCUGAAUUGGAAAGCUUUCGGUUCACCCAGAGGAAGGGGUGGGGUGCCCUGAGUUUCCUCUCUCUGGCUGUUUCUUAGGGUGAGGGAGGGGCUCUUGGGCCAGGCUGGUAGAGAGGACAAUCCAUCCCAGGGAAAGGAACAGCCGUGCUGCUGAGCCCGAAUCGGUCAAGGGGACCAGCGAGGAAAUGUUUCUGGGGUGGGAUAACCAGCACCCCCAACCCAAGAAAGAAGAGCAGCUGCAAACUUUUGGUUUUUUAAGCAAUUUUGACCAGCCCCCUCCCCCUCCCCCAAGCGAGGGAUCAGAAUGGACCUUGGUUUCUAGACUGUCCUUGUGCAAUCCUAAUUCCAAAAACAAUUUCGGCCAAAGGAAAAUCCUACCCCCCAAGCAGUGCCUUUGCUUCCUGGCCUCAAGGCAGCCCUGGGUCUUGUGAAAAACAGACGGGUUGAAAAACAAGCCCCCUCCCCACCUGCUUUGACGCUCGAAACCCACCCUUGCCUUCUUUAAAGGAGUCUGUGCAGAAUCACUUCCUCCUCCUCUGUUGGUGUGUGUGUGUAAGCGUUUACGUGUUGGACACAGAUUUUAAAUACGGAAAAUAAAUUGGAUGUGUUUCCUAUUUCCAGCUUCUCUCGGCA
Ahaetulla prasina is the source of this 3092-nucleotide messenger RNA. RefSeq names its product potassium channel tetramerization domain containing 10 (gene KCTD10). Lineage: Eukaryota; Metazoa; Chordata; Lepidosauria; Squamata; Colubridae. The transcript is spliced from 7 exons. Bases 239 to 1171 code for a protein of 310 amino acids. Gene Ontology annotation, cellular component: Cul3-RING ubiquitin ligase complex. The record is from RefSeq and is a predicted model, not a curated record. Gene Ontology annotation, biological process: negative regulation of Rho protein signal transduction; protein homooligomerization; proteasome-mediated ubiquitin-dependent protein catabolic process. Gene Ontology annotation, molecular function: protein binding; ubiquitin-protein transferase activity.